Messenger RNA from Racocetra persica, 775 nucleotides. NCBI's taxonomy places the organism in Eukaryota, Fungi, Glomeromycota, Glomeromycetes, Diversisporales, Gigasporaceae. The record is from the annotation of a GenBank genome assembly.
UGUUAUUAAACAAAACAUUAAAGAUACUUUAAAGUCAACCUUAGACAAACUACAUAGCAUUUGUCUAUUAAAUAUUUCUCGAUUUUCGUUAUGCGACUCAUUACAUAAUAAUUUGUAUCAUGAUGAAGCCUUCUGUCAAAAUCUAGCUCAUACAAAAAUAUUUAAUUGGUUUGAAGCAUCCUCUCAAAAGACUAGACAACAAGAUUCAAGUAGUGCAACUAUCAACAAUUACAACAAUAAUAGUAACAAAUGUACUUGUGAGGUCUCUCCACCAGUAAAGCAAGUAUUCUCUUUUACUGCUAGCGAACAAGAAGCGGUCAUCGAACCACUUCUUAAUUUAGUUAAGAAAACGAUUUAUAAAUUUCUUGUUGAUAGUGAAAGAUUUAUUCCUCUCGAUGUGGUGAAAUCCUUCUGUGCCAAACAACACCCUCCUAUUAGUACUGACUUUGGAGACGUUGAUUUGCUAUGUAUGAUAAAUUUUAUUAUAGAUAAUAUUAAGCUUUUUUUGAAACAAAAAGAGCCAUUAUUUUAUGGUCGAUAUAAAGCAAAUCCUGUUGAGUUAUUGAGCAAUUUUAAGAAAAAUAUGUCUUGUGAGGUUGUAAUUUGUCUUGGUGGAAACUGCAAAGAAGCAUCGUCCAACAAAGAAAAUAUUGAUAAUGAAAUUACAGAAUUCAUUCUUGAUAUUCUCAAGGAAACUAAAGAGUUAGAGAAGGAGGAUAAGCAGAAGAUUUUAAGAUUGGCAUUAAAUGAAGACGAAUAUCUAAUAAAGCUCUGA